This is a messenger RNA of Ostrea edulis (European flat oyster), 4319 nucleotides long. RefSeq names its product putative glycerol kinase 5. The record is from RefSeq and is a predicted model, not a curated record. The coding region runs from base 102 to 1736 and encodes 544 amino acids. Gene Ontology annotation, cellular component: mitochondrion. Gene Ontology annotation, biological process: glycerol-3-phosphate biosynthetic process; glycerol metabolic process; triglyceride metabolic process. Gene Ontology annotation, molecular function: glycerol kinase activity. The transcript has 17 exons. NCBI's taxonomy places the organism in Eukaryota, Metazoa, Mollusca, Bivalvia, Ostreida, Ostreidae.
GUUGUAGGUCAUGUGACAGAUCAAAAUGUCGAACACAGAAAAGCAUGAUAUGAUGAUAACAGCGAAGACAUUUUUGUAUGUUUGGUAGUGUGUGGAUAUAGAUGGAAGAUAAACAUCGAGCAAGUUUUAUUCAUAAAGUGCUUCGUAUGGAUUCUCCCACGACAGACAAUGAGAGCGGUGGUGGAUCAGAGGGGGUGGAGAAAUUUGUCCUGGCAGUGGAUAUAGGUACCACGAGUCUCCGGAGCCACAUAUAUAACAAGCAAGGCAACAUAAAGGGUGCCAGUAGCAAACGGAUACAAUUACUUCACCCGCAGCCUGGCUGGGUGGAAAUGGACCCAGAUGUUCUCGUGAAACAGGUCAUUGACAGUAUCAAAGAAUCCAUUCAUGCUGCCGGGAUAACUGUUCAUGACGUUUCCUGUAUGGGAAUAACCACACAGAGAAAUACAUUCCUGACCUGGGAUAAGACAACUGGGAAACCAUUUCAUAACUUCAUCACCUGGCAGGACUUACGAUCAAGGGACAUUGUCAAAUGCUGGAACAGCUCAUUCAGAAUGAAAGCUUUGAAUAAUGGUUCUUCAGUCCUACACAUGCUGACCAGACAAAAAAGGUUCUUAUCUGCAAGUGUGCUGAAAUUUAUGUCACAACAGGUUACAAUGAGGUUGAUAUGGGUUUUAGAAAAUGUUGAAGAGGUAAAAGCCAAGUUAGCUGUUCAGGAAGUUUGCCUGGGUUGUAUAGAGACAUGGUUGUUGUACAAACUGACCAGAGAAAAGCUGAUAGCCACAGACUUUUCGUGUGCGAGUGGAACGGGGUUGUUUGAUCCAUACCAGUUUGAAUGGAGUAACAUUGUUUGUAACUUGCUAAACAUUCCCAUGGAUAUUUUACCAGAGAUCAGAGAUACAAGUGGAGAUUUUGGAAGCACAGAUCCAGCAAUAUUUGGGGCAGCCAUUCCAAUAACGGCAGUUGUGUCCGACCAAACUGGAGCAUUGUUUGGGGAGUGCUGCUUUGAAGUCGGAGAUAUCAAGUGCACCAUGGGAACAGGAACGUUCAUCGAUUUGAAUUGUGGAGACACACCACAUGCUUCUGUGGGAGGUCUCUACCCGAUAGUAGGCUGGAAGAUUGGGAAUGAGAAAACGUUUGUGGCAGAGGGGAGUAUAACAGAUACAGGGUCAAUCAUGGAAUGGGCCAAAUCACUAGGUUUUGUUGAUGACAUAGGUGAUACAGCCAAGAUAGCACAAAGUGUUCCAGAUAGUGAUGGUGUGUAUUUCGUCGGGGCAUUCAGCGGCUUACAGGCUCCUAUUAAUGAUGAUAAAGCUGUAACUACCUUGAUAGGCCUCAAACCCACCACAACGAAGGGCCACAUAGUACGGGCGCUCUUAGAAAAUUUAGCCUUCAGGGUCAAAAUACUCUAUGAAACCAUUUUGUCUGAGACGAAGAUUCCUCUGUCCCACAUCAGGGCAGAUGGGGGAGUGUGCAAUAAUGACUUUCUCAUGCAGCUUAUAGCUGAUUUCACCAAUCAGACAAUUGAUCGGGCCAAGCAACGGGCCAAUAUGACGAGUCUCGGGGCAGCAUUCUUAGCUGGGCUAGCCAAAGGCAUUUGGAAGAACAAGUCGGAAUUGAGAGAUAUCCGGGAAUCGGAAACUGUCUUUGUAGCUGACAAAGACGUAUGGUCAACCUACAAGGGUAGAUUUGUUCAGUGGGAAAAGGCAGUGCAUCGAUCCCGGGAGUGGUACAGCUAACAACAUCGAUCACGGGAACGAUACCGCUUAGAACAUCAAUACAGGAAGUGAAACAUCAGUACAGGAAGUGGAACAGCUUAGAUCAUCAAUACAGGAAGUGGAACAGCUUACAACAUUGACACAGGAAGUGUACACAUGUAUGUUGCUAUGCUUCAGCUGAAAAUUAGAAACAUUUCUUCACUUCUGAAAAUCUUCUGGGAGCUGUAUUUUCAUAAGAUCAAUGUUGUCAACAAAUUUUUACAAGCGGUAGAGAUAUUAUUGGUUACAUAAUUAUGGAUUAUGUAUAUUGGGUUAGGGUAUUAUGGCACAUAUUAAAUGUUAGACUUUUUGGCAGAUGAUGAAAAAUUGUCAAGGUAAACUGCCAGUAUUUCCAUUCAUAUGAAUUAUAGUUUUAUGAGAAUUCACCAAAACAAAACAAAGAGAGCAGAUAUCUAAAUCUGGUUUCGAAAAAAUCUGCUAAAUAUUUCCAACAGCCAAUUGAGUUACAUAUGGCAUUCAUUAUGUGUCAGAAACUACCUGAAAAUAAAAUCCUUGAGAUCUGGAUUUAUGGUUCUUGAUGACCUGUGUUGAUUGUUUAUAAAAAGAAAACGGAAUUUGAUGUUGAAAGUACUGAUCAUACUGAUCAUUUUACAAUUUGUUGAGUUUAUAAAGUUUGUAUUCAGUGAAAAAAAUGUUAUAUUUUUAUACAGAUGUGUCAAUUGUUUACUAUAUGACCCACCCUGCUGAAUAUUUAAUUAUUUUGUUUUAUAUUUAUACAUUGGUAUGUCAUGAUAUACAUUUACAGGUGCAAGCUUUCUGUAUAUGAUAUUAAAGGUAAAAAAUAUUGUUGUAUUAAGAUUUUCAACAUAAAGUCACGACAUCAUGGAGACUGAAGUGCCAAAAACUCUGUGAUUCUGUGUGUAGAUUUCAAAUUAUUGUCUGUGCCAUUGAAAGAGAAUAAAGAUAUUUUCAUGAACAUGUACUCGACAUGUGCUACAUUAAUUGGCAGGGGUCCACUCAAUCAUUGCUGCUCUCAUUUCAUGUAUGAAACCAGAAUGUGCCAUAAUAUGAUUUUUUUUAAAGACCAGCUUCCAUUUACCUACUUUGUAGACUUAAAGCUUACAUGUACCUAUGGAUUUAGCAAUAUAUCAAGGAGGAUGAACCUAAUUUGAAUUUUUAGCCCUUUGUGCAGAAACCUGCACAUGUACUCAAAAUGUGGUUGUUGUGGCAUGUUAUCAAUAUAUUUAAAUAAGUAAAUGUAUUUUGUUUUGCAUAGUGAAGCAUUGUAACAAUUCUGCACCAUCACUGAAAUUUUUUUAGGUGGUAGGGGGGAAAUAUGAUAUUACACUUUGUCGUGUAUCUGUCAAUAAGAGUUUCCGACCUCUUGAGAGUGCUUUUACUGCAGUUUGAUCUUUGACCUUUAGUUUCAUCUGAUCCAUGACCUUUCAUUAGUCAGGUCCUUGACCUUUUGUUAGUUUGAUUUAUGACCUUCAAUAGUUUGAUCCAUGACCUUUUGACCAUUAGUUAGUCUGGUCCUUGACCUUUAGUUAGUUUGAAUUGUGUUUGGAACUACCAGACAUCACUAUUGUUAAGAGUAAUGUAUGAAAAUGUGUAUCAUUUUAAAUAAAGUUACAGAACUGAUUUUUUUUUUUUGUAUAUGGAAAGGCAAUGUAUUAGCCUUAAAUAUACAAUUCAUAAUCAUGAAGAUGCGAUAUUACCUUCAAUAAAGACCAGGUGAGAUUAACGAAAGCAUAAACCUCAAGCUCUCAGUGCAUAGAGGUCAGUGGUGUUUAUAUUCACAGGGAAAGUCCUUGCUGUCAUUCAUUUAUAAUGUACUUCAUUAUGAACAGAGUGCUUCAUUAUGAAUAGAAUACCUGAACAUGUAAACAGUGUACUGACAUAAUUUUAGAGGAAGGGGGGGUUAGGGUUAUCUGCAAUAUCGAAUAAUUCGGAAUAUUUUGAUAUCAUUAAAUAAAAAAAAUUCUAGCCAGGCAAAAUUAGAGAGGCUGUACAUUAUUAUUAUUGCCUUUACAAUAAUAUAUACCUGUGUAUUCUCUCCUAGAUGUUGUGAGAAUGUCCUCGCUAAUAAAGGUUUUGUCGUCUUGAGAGAGAGAUUUGAAGACGUAUAGCUGUGAUUUAUGAAUUUUGUCCCGGGAUUACAAUGUAUCAACAUGCAGUAGCUAGUGAUUAGGCCAAGUAAAAUUAAUUAGUUGAUUAUCAUUCCCGCCCGCCCCUCGAAAAUCGCCGUGCCCCGAUUUUUUUUAUUUUUCAAAAUUACGAUUUCCGGAUAUUUUUAUGUCCGGUCCGGUAUCGUACCUUGUUUCACUUUGCCUUUUAGAAACCCAAAUGCACAUGUAAUUGUGAUUUAUAAAGCCUUUUCUCAAUGAGAGAAGGCAUUUUCGAGGUCAAGAAUACCAUGGCGAAAAAUAAAAAAUAAAAUCCUCCCACCUGCCCCAUUCUUUUGUGAAGUUUGAAUGAUAAUCUACUAAUUAAUUUUACUUGGCCUUACUGGUACUAUCGUUAAAAUGCUAUUUCAAGCUUCAUCACAUUCGCAAGUCAUUGUAACAUUAGAAUUACGUAGUAAAUAAAGUCAAUCACUCUGAA